ACUUCUUCUUCCUCAAUCUUUCAAGCAAAUAAUGAACCCCCUUUUAUUUAAUUAAUUUAUUAUUUAAUUAAUGACAUACUCUUUCUCUCUCUCCUUCAGUACGCUUAAUCCAGCUGCAUUAGUGAAUAGUUAAGGAGUUAAUUACAUUAAUCUCUUACUAAUCUUAAAUGCAGCUUUAAGUUUCAGCACCUUCAAAUAUUGCGAUAGUUGCUGGAUUUACACUUCUGUUAUCUUUCGGUGCGUUGUACUUGUUUUUUCUUACUUGAGAUUGGCAUUUCUUCUGGGUCUAAUUUUCUAGAUUUUAGCUUCAUUUUUUUUUUUUUUUUAUACAUAAUAAAUAAUAAUUUCAUACACAUUGUAUUUUUUUUUUCAACUUUGACACAUAAUUUUUGUUGAAGACUUCAGUUUCUUUCCUGGGUGGAUUGUCAUUAUUGUUGUGGAAAUUCAAAAGGUAUUUUUUUUUAAAAAUCAAAAAUUAAAGUGGGUUGUUGGGAAUUCUGUUGAUAUUAAUCUUCCAAAAUUGGGAGAUUUAGAUCCCAAAUUGGAACUGGGUAUUGUGGCGUGGAAGUUUCAUACAGUAGUAGUAAAAGUUAAGAGCCCAUUAAUAGAUAAAUAGUACGGAGUACAGUUUUAUUGAAUUAUCAUUAUUAAUACUAAAUUAAAUCUCGAUUGUCUUGUUGUGAGUUACAUAUAUUCAUGCAUGUUUGCCAACAUCUGGCAAAUUAAUAGCAGAAAUUUGAAGAUAAGUGCUGGAAAUUAGUUUUAUGGGUGCCAAAUGUUGUCCUUUUUAUGGGUUUUAAAUUUUCUGGGUUCAUAUUUUUGAGGACCUUUUAAAUUUUAGGGUUAUAAUUUUGCAGCAAUUUUUGAGGUGGGUUAUAAUUAAUACCUGGAUCUGGGUUGUUUUUAUUUUAGGAAAGUGGGGAUUGGUAGUUGGGAUUAUUUGAUAAGAAGUCACAAAAUUCAUAAGUUUUAAUCACAAGAAAGGUGCUUAGAGUCCUGAGUCACCAACUGGGUUGUUUGCUUAAUCCACUAAUUUUAUCCAGUUUUUGGGUCUAUAAAAGGGGGAAAAAGCAGAGAGAGAAAAUAGUGAGAGGAAUUAAGCCUUAGAGAGAGAAAGGCAAAAGAACACCAUUGUUGUCUGUCUGAAAAUGGGACACUCUGCAGCAGUUUGGGAUUACAGAGCUGCUCAUGAACUUACUACUGACUGGAAUGGUAAUCCUCUUGUUGUUCUUAGGAAUCCUCAAGGAGCUUCUGCCAGGAUAAGUUUGCAUGGUGGACAAGUUAUGUCAUGGAAAAAUCAACAUGGGGAAGAACUCUUGUUUACCAGCAGCAAGGCCAUCUUUAAGCCACCAAAAGCUAUGAGAGGAGGAAUUCCAAUCUGUUUCCCUCAGUUCGGAAACUGUGGAUUGCUUGAACAACAUGGGUUUGCCAGGAACAAAGUCUGGACAAUUGAUGAAAUUCCCCCUCCUCUGCCACCAAAUGAUUCUAAUGGGAAAUCCUUUGUUGAUUUGAUUCUUAAACCAUCUUCAGAAGAACUCAAAUUCUGGCCUCACAGCUUCGAGUAUCGUCUGAGGGCUUCUCUUGGGUCCAACGGGCAAUUGUCAUUAAUAUCUCGCAUAAGGAACGUGAACGGAAAGCCAUUUACUUUCUCAUUCGCCUACCACACUUAUAUGUCAGUUUCUGAUAUCAGUGAAGUCAGGGUAGAAGGAUUGGAAACGCUUGACUAUCUUGACAACCUUUUUCAAAGAGAACGCUAUACUGAACAAGGAGAUGCUUUGACAUUUGAAUCGGAGGUGGAUCGGGUAUACCUGAGUUGUCCAAACCCUGUUGCUGUCAUUGAUCAUGGAAAGAAGAGGACGUUUGUGAUCCGAAAGGAUGGCUUACCAGAUGUUGUUGUAUGGAAUCCUUGGGAUAAGAAGUCAAAGGCAAUAGUUGACCUUGGGGACGAGGAGUACAAGCACAUGCUAUGCGUUGACGGAGCAGUUGUCGAGAAUCCCAUCACGCUCAAGCCGGGGGAAGAAUGGAUGGGGCGGCUUGAGAUUUUGGUUGUGGCUUCAAGCUUUUGUAGUGACCAUCUUGAUCUGCAAAAAGUACGUUUCUAAGAAAGCUGAAUUAAUACCUAUAUACACAUAAAUAAAACACUUUGGAAGUGCAAAUGGAUGCAGUUCGAUAUGGUGAUUCCGACUCAACAAUUGUAGUUCAGUAGUUUAAUGUUUCGGUUUAUAUUGUAUGGAAUUUUGAUGUCAACAACGAAAUAGAUAAGAUAAUAGAGAAAGUAUGUAUGCUGAAAUCAUUUUUAAUUUUCAGCAGAAAAUGUAUGUUUGGAAAAAUAUAUGAUGAAUUUAAGGUUUCA
Molecule: messenger RNA, 2353 nt
Organism: Spinacia oleracea (spinach)
Lineage: Eukaryota; Viridiplantae; Streptophyta; Magnoliopsida; Caryophyllales; Amaranthaceae
Product: putative glucose-6-phosphate 1-epimerase
Exons: 8
Coding region: 1149-2102 (317 amino acids)
Biological process (GO): carbohydrate metabolic process
Cellular component (GO): cytoplasm
Molecular function (GO): glucose-6-phosphate 1-epimerase activity; carbohydrate binding
Source: RefSeq, a predicted model, not a curated record